CCGUGGGUUGACUGUUCUCGUUCUUUGUUUUCUGUUUUGGUGAUUUUCAUUUUCCAGGUUUUGGAAAAUUCAGAUUCACAUUGCGUGUCAUCAAUUUCAGAGAGUAAUGGAUGAGGUGAUGACGACGGCAGAUUCGGUCUCCUCUCGCGGCAGCUAUGGGACGCCAUCGUCGAAUCUGCUGCCAUACAACCUUCCUCUGAUAACCGCAUUCCUGGCCUUCGCCCUUGCUCAGUUUCUCAAGCUCUUCACCACCUGGUAUAAAGAAAGGAGAUGGGAUACUAAGAGGAUAAUAGAUUCCGGUGGCAUGCCAUCAUCACACUCAGCAACUGUGACAGCUCUAGCAGUAGCUAUAGGUCUACAAGAAGGGACUGGAGGAGCUGCUUUUGCCAUUGCAGUUGUCUUGGCAUGUAUUGUCAUGUAUGAUGCCACAGGGGUUAGGCUUCAUGCUGGUCGUCAAGCAGAAUUGCUAAAUCAAAUUGUUUGUGAGUUUCCUCCGGAACAUCCCUUAUCUAAUUCAAGGCCCCUGCGUGAAUUGCUUGGCCAUACUCCUGUCCAGGUUGUGGCUGGUGCUUUGUUGGGGUGCAUAGUGGCUUAUCUGAUGAGAAAUUCUGGUUAGGAUUCGGCAUUAAGGACACGAAUAGUUUGACCUUACCAUCAAUGUCGUGUAAUAUAUAUCCUACAGUAACUAGAAUAGAAGAAAGAGCUCUUUUUGAACAAAGUUACAUUUGCUGAAAGCCGGUAAAGGGGUUGGACAAUAAUUGGAGACUGGUUUCUGUUGGCUUUAGACAAUUUAUACAUGGCAUAUUUUGAAAUUAAUAAAGAAUUCUUUAGCUUUGCCAAUGCAUUAAAUGAUUGUUUGCUUA
Molecule: messenger RNA, 863 nt
Organism: Rubroshorea leprosula
Lineage: Eukaryota; Viridiplantae; Streptophyta; Magnoliopsida; Malvales; Dipterocarpaceae
Source: the annotation of a GenBank genome assembly